CCGGCAUCGAGAACAGCGACGAACAGAACACUGCCAUUCUUUGGUCGUUGGUGAUACGCGGAGCAUUCAUUUUUAGUGAAGAAUUGGCUCUCGAACUGGAGCGCGGUCGCGGUGACCGUACGAGAUACCUGUUGCACCACAAAAACUGCGAAAUAAGAGACGACGGAGAAAAGAGGUAGAACGCAUUGCACGAGGGCAACGACUACAGAGGAAGGACCAUCGAGCAGUGGCUGUACCGAGAGCAAGAAUGUCGAGAUCACUGAAUUUGGCGGACGACCAGCGAUUCGCGUUGAUGAAAUUUAGGCGGUCAGUUCAAAACAUUUUGCAACCGCAUCACGACGAUUACUUUCUACUGCGCUGGCUAAGAGCCAGAAAAUGGGACCCAGCCGCCGCGGAGAAGAUGCUACGAGAUUCUAUGGAGUGGCGGAAACAAUGGGAAGUCGACAAAUUACCUGAAUGGGAUCCACCUCAAAUUCUUAAAGAUUUUCUGCCUCAUGGGCUAUGCGGUUUCGAUAAGGAUGGAGCGCCAGUGAUCGUUAUAUAUUUCGACGCGCUGGACUUGUACGGUAUCCUGCACGUAGUUUCGCGGCGGGACAUGAUCAGAGUCACUAUAAAAUGUUUGGAGGAGUACCUGAAAAUAACUCACGAACAAAUGAAGAAACACGGCCCUGCAGCUGGCGAGGUGGUCGUGAUUUUCGACAUGCAAGGAUUUAAUUUGAGGCAAUACCUGUGGAGGCCAGCUGGAGAAGUCGUCCUCACCCUAAUCCAAAUGUACGAAGCCAAUUACCCCGAGAUCCUAAAGAUCUGCUACAUAAUUAACGCACCUAAAGUGUUCGCGUUAGCGUUUUCAGUCGCGAAGAAAUUUAUGAACGAGUACACGUUGUCGAAGAUUCAGAUAUACAAGGCUGAUCCGCCAAAGUGGCAAUCGGCGAUAUUUUCUAAUAUCGAAAGAGAUCAGGUGCCAGCAUUUUUUGGAGGCACCCUUACCGAUCCAGAUGGCAACACGAAGGUUCGAACGAAGAUUUGUCUGGGUGGUAAGAUACCAAAGGAGAUGUAUGUAGAAAAUGUGGACAAGGAUAAGCAACAGAACGACUUUACAACUGUGACAAUUCGAAAGGGUGGAAAGCUGGUGCUCGAUAUGUCAGCAUCAGAAAUGGGAUCCUUAUUGAGUUGGGAAUUUCGGUCAGAGGACCACGAUAUUAAAUUUGGCAUACUGAAAAAGGAUACGAACGGGACGAAAAAGGAAAUUGUUCCUGUACGACGAGUAGCUGCUCAUCAAUUGGACGAAAUUGGAAUUUUAACUUGCGAAGCACCUGCUACAUAUUCGGUCGUUUUUGAUAACAGUUACAGUCUUUUAAGAAGCAAGAAAAUUCAUUAUUCGGUACGAGUUUUACCACCAGCGGAAUCGCAAGAAAUUACAUCAACUACUUCAUAAUAAAAUGGUUGCUUUCAAUUAAUACAUUCCUGAAUGUAUUAUUAGCCUAUCAGGAAAACAAUGGUCUUCUAUUUCUGUUACUGUUCUUUUUAUUCAUAUUUUAUCAAAAUACCAAAAAUCAUUCUAUGAAAGUAUAUUUUGUUAUAUCAAUAAAUUUUACAUAACUAACUUAUUUGUACAUUUCUAAGACUUUCGUUUGUAUGUACAAUUGUUCGAUUCUUUGAUUGUAUUAAAAAAUGUUAUAUGGUA
Hylaeus anthracinus is the source of this 1684-nucleotide messenger RNA. Its product is annotated as SEC14-like protein 2. The transcript has 11 exons. Lineage: Eukaryota; Metazoa; Arthropoda; Insecta; Hymenoptera; Colletidae. Bases 248 to 1435 code for a protein of 395 amino acids. Gene Ontology annotation, cellular component: cytoplasm. The record is from RefSeq and is a predicted model, not a curated record.